AGUGAGGUGCCAUCCUUUUUCGAAUCCUACUAACGCAAAAUAUUUUAUGCAUCAACGGCCUUUUUAUUUUUUUUGUCAUUUUAAUUGGUAGAUACAUACUAAUAAGUAGGUGUAUAUGACAGAGGCAGCUAAACUACAAGAAGAAGAUGCAGUCAUAUGGUCUUUGUCCUUUUAUUGACAAACAAAUCUAACGACUGAUUAUCAUCAAAUCACAACAACAAAGUUAAAUCAAAUCCUAUUUUUUGUUGUUGGAUUUUCACCCUUAUUAGCUGUAUCUAUGUCCUUAUUCAAUUCCCUAUUUUAUUGUUUUUUUAUGCAAAUCAUAUGACGGAUCAAAAUUUACACAAGAUGGAGUAAAGAAAAUGGAGGAUUGAAAUAGAAAAAGAAGCUAAAUUUGUUAACACUAGUGAAUAAGAAACACAAAGACCCAUUAAUCCUCCAGCAGUUGAUGGGUUUUUGUGCACUAUACUAUUGAAUCCAUAUUGAUGAUCUCUAUUUCAAAGCUGGUAAUUCUCUAUGUUUCUUGGUAUUUUCUUUGGGUUUUGUAAUAUUUUCCUCUUUCUUGUCCAGGAAUGUAUUGGUGGUCAUUGAAUUCUUGAUUUGUCAAAGGUGGGAUUUUUAUUCUUUGUCUUGAUCUAUAGGGAAUUGAUCCUAGAUAUUGAGAAGAAGUAGGUAGGUACAGUGAAGAAAAAUUAGAUAUUCAGAUCCCCCAUUUUGCUGAGAGAUGGGUAUUGGGUUGUUAGAGAUUUCAGUUAAAAUGAGGAAAGCUGUAAUCUUUCAUAUUAAAGUGUGUUAUAGGACACUUUGGAGUCAUCCAUUCCUUGUGGGUAUGUUGUGUUUCUUGGCAUUUUUUUACAGAUCAUUUCCUUUUGCGUUUUCGAUAUUGGUGUCUAUCUCUCCAGUUCUUGUUUGCACUGCUGCUUUGCUUGGAACUUUACUAAGUUAUGGUCAGCCUAAUAUACCUGAACUUGAGUGGGAGGAAAACAAAACGGAUCGUUUAGUGCCUUUGGAAACUAAGUUAUCACGAGAUGUUACUCGUGUUGAGGUCACGGAGAGGUGUUCUGAUCUAGAGAGGGAUAAAAUAGACCAAUCAACGUGUAGUGAGGUUCAUAGGGGUAAAAGAUUUGGUGAUCAUUCUGCUCUAGUUGGUGGAGUUUUCGUUGGUGGAAUUUCUGGGCUAGUGGCCAGGGAGUUGUAUGAGAAGAAGAAUGAAGAGAAAAUUAGUGAUGCGGAACUCAUGGGGAAUCAGUAUUCUCCCACUUCGAAGGUGGAUGAUGAGAGCGUUGAUUUUGAUAAUCGCAAAUCAGUUGAUUCCUUUGAUUCUAGAAGGGUUAAUCUUGAUUCUCCUCCCGGUUCACCUUGGAAACGUAGGGAGGAGGAAUACGACAGGGCAUUAUAUUCAGGUUCUGAUCGAGCAGAGAGCUCCUCUCCAGAUGCUUCAAUAGCUGAUAUUAUGCCAAUGCUUGAUGAGCUCCAUCCGCUUUUAGAUAUAGACACUCCUCAACCUGUUGGUUUGUCACGUGAUGUUUCUCAUGCUCCUUCAGAAAGUUAUAGCAGGUCCUCCGAGAGUGAUGAUGAAUCUGAUGAUGAUUCUGAAGACCAGGAAGAACUAGAAGUUGCAGAUGAUGAAAAUGAAGAUGGCGAAGAUGAAGAGGAAACACGCGAUAAGGAAGAUCCAAAGUCUGCUAUUACAUGGACGGAGGAGGAUCAGAGAAAUCUGAUGGACUUGGGAACCUCCGAGCUAGAAAGGAAUCAAAGAUUGGAGAGUCUUAUUGCUAGGAGAAGAUCACGAAAGAACAUGGGUUUUGUAGAGGAGAAGAAUUUAAUAGACUUGGUAACUGCUGAUUACAUGCCUCCCAUUUCAACAGCAAGACAGAACCCUUUUGAUCUUCCUAAUGAUAACUAUGGCCCUGGACUACCUCCUAUCCCUGGAUCUGCUCCAUCUGUUUUGUUGCCUAGGCGGAACCCAUUUGAUCUUCCUUAUGACCCAAGUGAAGAGAAACCGGAUCUUACAGGAGACACUUUCGAACAAGUGAUUAUUCCAUCUCAACCAAAAGAGCCAUUUUUUAGGAGGCAUGAAAGUUUUAGUGUUGGGCCCUCAAUCUUUGGGCUGCACAGGCAAGAAAGGAGAGAUUCCCGUUUUAGACCUUAUUUCGUCCCUGAUGUGAUGGCUGCUGAAGGAACAAGUUAUUCAGCAUUUCAAAGGCUACCUAGUGAUGUCAGUGAUUCCAAGGUAAGUUCUGUUCUUGGAACAGAGUCACAGGGCUCAAUUGAAGAUCUGGAAGACAAGAACCUCACUGAAGAAGAUGUAGAAGACAAGAAUCUGAGUGAAGAACUAGAAGGCAAAAACCAUACAGAUGAACAUUUCUUCAAAGAGCCACAGCUGAUAUCUGAGAUAGAGCAUGCUUCUGAGGAUGUUGGACAUGGAAGCGCAUCCUCCGAAGAAGUAGAAUGUCUGGUCCUAGGUGCAUCUGAUAAGAGAGAUAUUGAGCUCGAUGACACUACUGUUAAACUAGCCAAUGUGGAAAAUCAUCAUGAAGUGGUACCAAUUGUGUUCCAUGAAGAAAAUCCAUCUAAAAUUGGUUCAAAGUCAGCAACUUCUGAACAAAAAUACAGUAGUCAGUCAAGCUCCUCGUCGUCAGAGGUAAGUGAAAGGAUCUUUACUGACAAAGUAGUAGCGAGAUUAAGUUCAGAGGACCUGAUGUCUCAUGUUGAAACCAUCUCUGAGCAGCGCUCACCGCAUGGGUCAGAUGUGAACAUCACAAGCAGUUCAGUGGAUGAGAGUUCACAUGUGGAACCUAUUUAUGAUGCCAGUCCUCCUUCCAUUAAGAAAAAUACUUCUUCCUCCUCAAUUGCUUCAGAUGUGCUUCUAGAAUCUGGACUGGGGCUGGCCCCUGAGAGGGAACCUGUGGGAAAUAAUCAAGACAUUGAGAAGUCCAUUCCGAAUAAGGAACGGAUAUUUUCAUCAGCAGAUUCCCAAGAAUUGCGGCCGAGGGAGGCAGUAACUGACAAAAAUGAGCUUGGUGUUGCAAAGUUGGAGAUAUCAAAACAUGAUGAAGUCUCUGGCGGUACAAGUGCUCCUCCAGUGACUGUAGCAGAUAGUCAGGCAUCUAUUGAUUCGAAAUCGUCCACAAAAGAAGCACCUGUUUCAGUGGAGGAAGCAAGGACCAUAGAGAGCUUUAAUGUGUCAAAAAUUCAAGAAGUUCCUCCUAGUAUCAAUGCUCCCAGGAGUCCCGAGUCUGUUCUUAAGCCAGCUAAUGCUAAGGUGGCAACUGAAAAAUCUGAGAGUUCGAAAAAUGGAGUAGUGCAUAAGGGGUCAAGUUUGAAAGGCGAUGAGAUGAGAUUACCAACUCCUGAACCAAAACCAGCUGGAGACAUUGAUUUGAUUCAAAAGUGUCUCCCUGAAGAGAAUGCUGACAGAGACAUCUUUCAUGAUUCAAUUGGUGACGAUGUUCAUGCAAGAGGAGACAUCUUUCAUGAUUCAAUUGGUGACGAUGUUCAUGCAAGAGAAUCCAAAGACAAGGGCGCUUCUCUACAUUCACAGAAUGUCGGGACAGACUCGGCGUUGAAACAAGUCUUGAAAAAUGAUAUAGAUAAACCAAACAUGAGUCUUCAGCAAGAAUCAGAAACUGAAUCACGUGAAGCCAGCUCAUCCAAGAGCUCAGAAUCAAGUCUUAAGAAAGUUGUAUCUGAAAGAAGUGAAGCUAAUGCAGGCAAAAUAGAUCAAAAAGUUGUAAAACAAGAAGAUAAGGCAACAACCACCAAAAAGCCAGAUCAUGCAGUUGGGUUUCCUCAAGAGACGGGUGGAGUUACAGGUGAUGUCAUAGGCAAGAAAGAAAACCACACAAGUCCAGCAACAACCACCAAAAAGCCAGAUCAUGCAGUUGGGUUGCCUCAAGAGACAGUUGUAGUUACAGGUGAUGUUACAGGCAAGAAAGAAAACAACACAAGUCAGGCAACAACCACCAAAAAGCCAGAUCAUGCAGUUGGGUUGCCUCAAGAGACAGGUGUAGUUACAGGUGAUGUUAUAGGCAAGAAAGAAAACCAAACAAGUCAGGCUCAAGAUCAAGUUCGAGUGACUUCAAAAGAGAAUGAGGAUAGCUAGAAAAUUGGGAGAACAGAGGUAUCCUUCAGGUUUCUUUUCUGAAACAUCUAUUUUCUUAGUUAGUGGGUGAAUGAUUAGAGGUUCAAGUUGGUUCAUUCAUGUUUAGGUUAUGGGUAGUUAGUAUUCUUUUUUUCUUUUUCGGUUGUGCAUUUGUCAGAGCAACAGGUGAACUGCAUAUUCUUCAAGAAUAAAAUCUAUUUGGUUUCUUGAA
Molecule: messenger RNA, 4316 nt
Organism: Capsicum annuum
Lineage: Eukaryota; Viridiplantae; Streptophyta; Magnoliopsida; Solanales; Solanaceae
Exons: 2
Coding region: 725-4105 (1126 amino acids)
Source: RefSeq, a predicted model, not a curated record